AUAAAUUCCUGCCAGUCUAAAAUCAGGACAAACUACCGGUAUACCUGUCGCUUCAUGCACGGGGGGGGGGGCAGGUUAAUGAUUAAACUUUCUACACUUCAGACCGAAAGCAACUUCACAACCAGUCCUCUGACGCCACUUGAAGAUAACAAUGUCGUUUUUCCCGAAGACACGAUUUGUGUUUCUCUACUGACAGCUAGAAGCGUGAAUGCUAAGCUAAGUUUUUGCUUGGGUCAGCCUUGGCGUCCGUCCUUAGCUCGACCAUCGAGCAGGUUGACGUCUGGAGAUGGACCGCUUCAGGUACUUCAUUUUUAACCAAAAGCGCGUACUCGUCCUCGGUGUCCUCCAAGUGGCGUGUGCGGCUAUCUGCGUGAUCUGCGGCUUCAUGGAUGCUUUUUUCCGCAAGGAUACCCCGCUGAGCACAACCAGGACCCCAGUAUGGGGAGGAAUGAUCAUGGCUUGUCCUGGUGUUUUGGCUCUGUUUGCAUCUCAAAGGAAAAACCCAAUACUGGUGAGUGUGAUGGUGGCAGUGGGAUGCCUCUCUUGUGUGGCUUCUUUCUUUGUAUUGGGCUAUUCUUGUCUAACGCUCACUUAUGGAGAGGAAGAUAAGGAGGUCUUCCACCAUCAUGACAGUCCCAAAGUGACUUUCGUGCUCCAUCGAAUGGUGAAGGGCGCCAACGCCACCAUACUGCUGUGCUGCAUCCUCAAUGUGCUCCUAUCGUCUCUCAUUGCCUACGUGGGUUGCUCUAGUCUACCCCGGUGUGGCUGCUACGACGCACAUACCGGACUGGCAACAUUGGUUCCACAGUGUGACCCUGGGGAUACUGAGUUAGUGUGUACCUGGCAAGCUGGAGGGGACGACAGGCUCUUCAACUCUCCAGCUCAAACUACAGACUCUGGCACCACAGAAGAGGAAGUUUCCUCCAAGUUGCCUCCAUACAGCAGACUAACCUAAGACAAAUCUCUGUCAUACAAUCAUACUCGACUUAAAGAUGUGACACUAUUUUAAAAGAUUGUGCCAAUUCAUUUCAUUAGUUUUCUUGAGAGAGCAGAUAGCAAGCACUAGGCACUCCAGUAGCAUCCUUCUUUUGAAAAUUACUGUACAUAAGUUGCUUACAUAAUAUAUAUGAACUGAUAUCUGAAUGUAAGUGAAUGAGAGUACUGUAUUUUACUUCCUCUAUGUUGUCACAAUGUGAGUUGUUUUUAAUUUCUAAACCAUUUAAUUAAUAAAUUCUGCUAUAAAGGU
Syngnathus acus (greater pipefish) is the source of this 1246-nucleotide messenger RNA. RefSeq lists its product as uncharacterized. The record is from RefSeq and is a predicted model, not a curated record. Gene Ontology annotation, cellular component: membrane. The coding region runs from base 287 to 955 and encodes 222 amino acids. NCBI's taxonomy places the organism in Eukaryota, Metazoa, Chordata, Actinopteri, Syngnathiformes, Syngnathidae. The transcript has 6 exons.